Molecule: messenger RNA, 1451 nt
Organism: Oreochromis niloticus (Nile tilapia)
Lineage: Eukaryota; Metazoa; Chordata; Actinopteri; Cichliformes; Cichlidae
Product: vegetative cell wall protein gp1-like
Exons: 1
Coding region: 1-1356 (451 amino acids)
Source: RefSeq, a predicted model, not a curated record
AUGACACGACCCGUGCCAAGAAGACACGCUUUUGACCCAGAGGACUCGGACCUUUUUGAGUGGCAGGAGGCAGCGCUCUCCUUGUGGGCGGAAAAGCUUAGGGAGAAACAGCGGCUCUUCGCGGAGCGAGAGCACGUCUUCGAGGGGACUCGCCUGGCUCUGGGCGGGCCUCGGAGACGCCGCGUUCUUCCACCUGCUGCCUCACCUGCACCGGAGCAUCCGCCGCGGAGAGUGGGCGUUUCUCGCUGCGCUUCAGCGGCUCCCUCUCUCGCGGCUCUGUUCCUCGCUGACACGCCACCUGCCUCAUGCACCGGACCUUCAGCCUCGCUACGGCACAGCGGCUCCGCCUCCCAUCUCGGCUCAACGGAGGCUCCCGCGCCAGAGGCUCGGCUGUGUACCCCGCCCGCUCUCUCUUCCCGGAGAGAGCGGCGCGCCCGCCGCCAUCGCACUUCCCAUUCGGAGCUGCAGCAUCCGGUGGUGAGCGAAACAGACUUUUUUCUUUCCUCUCACUUCAAGCCAGAGACUGCUCACUAUCCACCUAAUCAAAAGACUGUAUGUUGUGAUGACAUUCUGGACUACCCUAUUAAUACGCACCACUCUGCCCCCAAAGAGACUGUUCCACCAUCUCAGGCCACUGCUAAAGACAUUAUCCCCGCUACACCUAAUAAUUUCUCCCACUCAAUCACCAUUUCCUCACCCAUUACUCAACCUUUUUUUGCCAGCACAGUGGCUCAGAUUCAGCCUUCCCCUUCACCUGUUUCACCUUCUCAGGUGAAGGCAGCUAGGGCUCAGCCUGUCCCUGUGCCAGCUCCCAGGAUGAGAGCAGCUGUGACCCAGUCUACCUCCACACCCGUUCCUGUUUCUCGGGUGGGGGUGACUGGUGUCCAGCCACCUCCCGUGCCUGUCCCAGCACCCAGGCUGAAGGCCGCUAGACCCCAGCCUGACCUCCCUAGAGGCUCGGAAGAGCCAGCCUCUCCACCUGUCAGUUCACCUCUUCAUCCACCUCCUGAUCCAGCCUUUCACGCCCUCGCACUAUCCCUGGUUAGGCUAGCUGAGGUGUCCCCUGCCCAGGCACCAGCUUUACUAGCCCAGGCUGUAGCUCUAUCUCCUUCACUAGCGCAGUCUGUAGCUCAGCCGUUAGCCACACCAACCACAGCUCCAUCGUCAGCCUCGCCUACCUCUGUUCAUCCUUUAGCAUCCCCACUCCAGUCAGUUCCCUCACCUGCUGUUCAGCCUCCAGCCCAGUCAGUUCCCACGCCUGCUGUUCAGCCUCCAGCCCAGUCAGUUCCCACGCCUGCUGUUCAGCCUCCAGUCCAGUCAGUUCCCUCUCCUGCUGUUCAGCUCCCAGUCCAGUGAGUUCCCUCUCCUGCUGUUCAGCUCCCACUCCAGCCAGUUCACUCUCCCGCUGUUCAGCUCCCACUCCAGCCAGUUCACUCUCCCGCUGUUCAGCC